Messenger RNA from Rattus norvegicus (Norway rat), 2301 nucleotides. The record is from RefSeq and is a predicted model, not a curated record. Lineage: Eukaryota; Metazoa; Chordata; Mammalia; Rodentia; Muridae.
AGGGGCACACUUGUGGGAAUGCGGCCCUGCCCCUCCCUCUCCUGGGACUCUGUCCUUAGGCUCCAUUUCAGAGAUUUCUAGAAAUGGCGGACCAUGUGACCAUGUUAGUCUGGAUGAAAGCUGGGGAGUAGGUUGUUGAAGCUGAAUCCAGGAUGAACAGGCCCAGACUUGUUAAACUAGAUUUGUAUCCUUUUGGGGUGCUGAAGCAAACGGGAGCCUACUUAGUGAAAAGAACCUAGUCCCAAGUUUCCAUAUCAGAGGACUUGGGAGUCUGAGGGCCAUUUUUUUUUUUUUAGUUUGAGCGCUGACUUGGAGUGAAUGAGACCCUCCCAGGCCUCUAUAUCUGGUGACAUGGACGCCUUGGGGAAGUUUUCUGGGGUUCCUUGAGUUUAAAGAUGCCUGUUCUGUACUGACUUAUGAGAUAAAGCCUCUCUGCCCCCUCGGCUACCCUCUUUAGGCCCCCCUUCUCCCCAUCCCCCACCUCUAGCGUUUCAUAUCCGGGGACUUUGUGGACUCAGCGCCAUUUUGCAAGACUCCUGGAAGGAAGCUGCAUCGCCGCGCCACUUGAGGACAGUGAGUGUAUCCACUGAAGGACAUUAUCAGAGCAGCAGAGAGAGCCACAUAAAGGUUACCAGAGGAGGUGUCCAGCAUUUGUAAGCAGUCUAGGUUACUGGUCUCAGGGAGCUGAAAGAUCUUGUAAAGGGGAGUUUGACUGGAGUCAUCAGAGAGAAGAUCUCAGGAGUGUCAGGACUCAAGAAAUAGGCUCUUGGCUUAAAGAAACUACCCUUGGAUCAUCAGGACAAGCAGUUCAGUUCUUAUUUGUCAAGGCCUGUAUAUCUUUGCUACUGUGAUUGGGACAUUAUUCUGCCUGUUGUUACAGGAAAGUCACAAUGGAUAAUCCCCAUAACAUCCUUCACUGCAACCUUCAAGGCAGUGCUCAGGGCCAAAGGGAAUUAGACAAUGCUCAGGCUCCAAUGGUUAUAGAUGAGGAGGAAGUCACUCUCGCCUCAAGGAAGGUGUGUGGUAGCGGAAUACCAAGUCUUCCCCAGAGUCCUCAGAGAGCUUCCUCUCCCUCUGUGGCACUGGCCUCCAUUCCUGAAGGCCCAUCUGAGGAAGCUUCCACCAACCAAGUAGAAGACCUGGAAGACCCAUUGCGUAUGUUUUACAAUGCACUGAACAUAAAGGUAUAUGACUUGGUGGACUUUCUGCUUUUCAAAUACCAAAUGAAGGCAUUCACUACCAAAGCAGAAAUGCUGGAAAGCAUUGGUAGAGAGUAUGAUCAGUACUUCUCUCUGAUUUUUAGUGAGGCCUCUGAGUGCAUGAAGUUGGUCUUUGGCAUUGACAUGAUAGAAGUGGACCCAUUUGUCCACUCCUAUAUCCUUGUCAUUGCCCUGGGGAUCACCUAUGAUGGGAUGCUGACUGAUGUUCAGGGCAUGCCCAAGACAGGUCUCCUAAUAGUUGUACUGGGUGUCAUUUUCAUGCAGGGAAACUGUGUCAGUGAAGACAUUAUCUGGGAAAUGCUAAAUAACAUAGGGUUGUAUGGUGGAAGGGAUGCUUACAUACAUCAAGACCCCAGGAAGCUCAUCUCUGAGGAGUUUGUCCAGGAAGGGUACCUGGAAUACAGGCAGGUGCCUAAUAGUGAUCCUCAUAGCUAUCAGUUCCUGUGGGGACCAAGGGCCUUUGUUGAAACCACCAAAAUGAAUGUCUUGAAGUUUUUUGCUAGCAUUACUAAGACCGAUCCCAGAGCGUUCACUGAAAAAUAUGCAGAGGCUCUGAGAGAUGAGAUAGAGAGGGCCCAAGCCUGGAUUGCCCAGGAGAUAGCUCUGUAGCACUGACCUGCACAUAGUCUAGUGCACUGGCAGUUCUCAUCCAACAUCAGUUCAGGCUGAGUCAGUGAUCCAAGUAUUGUACCCUCAAUUGAGAGCUGGUGGGAGGGGAGCUUUAAGUAUUCUACUUUUGAGUGACUUUAGGAUUCUCGGUAUUCCAAAGUGUUAAUACUCUUGUUACAAAAUCCAUUAGUUUUUAAGUCUUUUGUAAUGAAUGCAUUGUUAUUGAUCCAUGUUGAAGAAUUUAUUAUUUUGAAAACAAAUGGGAAUGAUUUCUGUCUUAAUUUGUAAAAUGUCACAAGAUACCAGUGGCAUUGAAAUGGGAAUUUCCUGGGCAAUGGGAAAAAUCUGGCAUUAACUUGAAUAAGAAUAAAAUUAAUUUUUGAUGGUCUUACACUGUUUAAUAUUUCAUCGCAGUUAACAAAUUAAAAUGAAAACAAAAAAAUAAUAAAUAAAUGGAACUUCUAACCCAAAA